GUGCGCGGUACCGCGAGGGAAGACAGCUCCGGGCUGGGGCUUGGGAGCGCGCGCGUGCGCCGUCGCGAGCUCGGCAGUGCCGGGGCCGCCGUGGGGGAGCGAGGGUGAGACCGCCGUGCGGGCCGCGGGGAUGUUCCGAAAGGCCCGGCGAGUGAACGUGCGCAAGCGGAAUGACUCGGAGGAGGAGGAGCGCGAGCGCGAUGAAGAGCAGGAGCCGCCGCCGUUGCUGCCACCCCCGGGCACUGGCGAAGAGCCGGGCCCCGGCGGCGGCGGCGGCGGAGGCGACAGGGCCCCCGGGGGGGAGGGGCUGCUGGGCCCGGGACCGCCGCCGCCGUCUGCGCUGACGCCGGGCCCCGGGACCGAGGCCGGGGGCUGCUUCCCGGGCGGCGCUGAGCCGGGCAACGGGCUGAAGCCGCGCAAGAAGCCGCGCGAGAACAAAGAGGUGCCCCGGGCCAGCCUCCUGAGCUUCCAGGACGAGGAAGAAGAAAAUGAAGAAGUUUUCAAAGUGAAGAAAUCAAGUUACAGCAAAAAGAUAGUGAAAUUACUUAAGAAAGAAUAUAAAGAAGACCUGGAAAAAUCGAAAAUUAAGACAGAACUCAACUCAUCGGCCGACAACGAGCCGCCUGUGGACAAACCGGGACACGCGAAGGACGCCGGCCCGGAGGACGGGGCCGUGCUGGGCGAGCGCGGCGAGGACGAGAUGGACGUGGAGAGCGAGAAGGAGGAGGGGAAGGCCAAGGCCGGCGGGGCCUUCGCGGACGCCCUGUCGUCUCUCAACGUCCUCCGUCCAGGGGAGAUCCCCGACGCGGCGUUCAUCCACGCCGCCAGGAAGAAGCGCCAGAUGGCCCGGGAGCUGGGCGACUUCACCCCCCACGAGAGCGAGCCUGGGAAAGGCCGCCUCGUCCGGGAAGACGAGAACGACGCCAGCGACGACGAGGACGACGACGAGAAGCGCCGGAUCGUGUUCUCUGUGAAGGAGAAGUCGCAGCGACAGAAAAUCGCCGAGGAGAUAGGUAUUGAGGGGAGCGACGACGACGCCCUAGUGUCCGGAGAGCAGGACGAGGAGCUCAGCCGGUGGGAGCAGGAGCAGAUCAGGAAGGGAAUCAACAUCCCACAGGUUCAAGCAAGCCAGCCCACCGAAGUGAACAUGUACUACCAGAAUGCCUACCCGGCCAUGCCUUACGGCUCCUCCUACGGCAUUCCUUACAGCUACACGGCCUACGGAUCGGCUGAUGGCAAAUCUCAAAAAGCAGAUAGUACCGCCCCUUUCAAAACCCCCAGUAACGAGACGACUCCCGUCACUAUUGAUCUGGUAAAGAAACAGCUGAAAGACAGGUUGGACGCCAUGAAAGAGGCGCACAGAGCCAACCAGCAGCAGCGCGAGAAGCACCUGCGCAGCCGCGUGGACUCCACCCGGGCGAUUGAGAGACUGGAAGGGUCCUCGGGGGGUACUGGUGAACGGUAUAAGUUUUUGCAAGAAAUGCGAGGGUAUGUCCAAGACUUGCUUGAGUGUUUCAGUGAAAAGGUGCCCCUGAUUAACGAGCUCGAGUCCGCGGUACACCAGCUGUAUAAACAGCGAGCCUCCCGCCUUGUCCAAAGACGACAAGAUGAUAUUAAAGAUGAAUCCUCGGAGUUUUCAAGCCAUUCAAAUAAGGCUCUGAUGGCGCCGAACCUCGACUCCUUCGGGCGAGACCGGGCCCUGUGUCAGGAGCACGCGAAGCGCCGGAUCGCCGAGCGGGAGGCUAGGAGGACUCGGCGGCGGCAAGCCCGAGAGCAGACCGGGAAGAUGGCGGACCAUCUCGAGGGCCUUUCCAGUGAUGACGAAGAAACGUCCACGGACAUCACCAAUUUCAACCUGGAGAAAGAUCGCAUUUCAAAAGAGUCCAGCAAGAUCUUUGAAGACGUCCUGGAGAGCUUCUGUUCCAUCGACUGUAUUAAGUCACAGUUCGAAGCGUGGCGCUCAAAGUACUACACAUCCUACAAGGACGCUUACAUCGGCCUGUGCCUGCCGAAGCUGUUCAACCCCCUCAUACGGCUGCAGCUCCUCACCUGGACUCCUCUCGAGGCCCAGUGCCGGGACUUCGAGAGCAUGCUGUGGUUCGAGUCCCUGCUGUUCUACGGCUGCGAAGAGCGGGAGCAGGAGCGGGGCGACGUGGACGUGGCGCUGCUGCCCACGGUCGUGGAGAAGGUGCUCCUUCCCAAGCUGACAGUGAUAGCGGAGAGCAUGUGGGACCCUUUCUCUACGACGCAGACGUCGAGGAUGGUCGGCAUCACGUUGAAGCUAGUGGACGGGUACCCCUCAGUGGUGAACGCGGGGAACAGGAACACGCAGUUGUACCUGAAGGCGCUCUUGCUGAGAAUGAGGAGAACUUUGGACGACGACGUGUUCAUGCCCUUGUAUCCCAAAAACGUCCUAGAAAACAAAAACUCGGGGCCCGCCUUGUUUUUUCAGCGGCAGUUUUGGUCGUCAGUUAAGCUGCUGGGGAACUUUCUCCAGUGGAGCGGCAUCUUGUCGAACAAGACCCUGCAGGAGCUGGCCAUAGACGGCUUGUUGAAUAGGUACAUCCUCAUGGCCUUUCAGAACUCGGAGUGCGGAGACGACAGCAUCAAGAAAGCCCAAAAUGUCGUCAGCUGCUUCCCCAGGCAGUGGUUCGCGAACCUGCAGGGAGAGCGGACCAUUGCCCAGCUGGAGAACUUCUGUCGGUACCUGGUGCACUUGGCGGACACGCUCUACAGGAACAGCAUCGGCUGCUCUGACGUGGAGAAGAGGAAUGCCAGGGAGAACAUAAAACAGAUAGUGAAACUCCUCGCAAGUGUCCGGGCCCUGGAUCAUGCUAUGUCUGUUGCAAGUGACCACAAUGUGAAAGAGUUUAAGUCUUUGAUUGAAGGAAAAUAGAUCUAUGAAACUGAGAAGCCUCUUGCUUUAAUACCAUUCCUAAUGUAUAAAUUUUGUACAUAUGUAAAGUUUCUUAAACUGUAAAAUGGUUGUUGUUUUAAUACAAAGAACAUUAAUAUUCAACUCCGUGUGCCGACCUGCGAUUUCUCCGGAAUGAAAGGGGUUCAGAGCAUUUCUCGGGAGGCGAUGAGUGUUUUCCUCACUGCUUGUCGCCCUCGGGUCACAGGAGUGUCUUACAUGCGUGUGCAGCUCACCCGCCCAUUGGUUCUCUGUGGACAGUGCGUGCUGUCCGGCGGCGGCGGCCUGCGUCUCUGUCUGCCACCGUGGAGGUCCUGUCACCCCGGAAGUUCGUGCUGUUUUUCUGCAGAGCGAGUCUUCUAGCAGCAGAGGAUUCCUCUGCAGCAAAUGUCGUAGGGAAACCGCUCCUCUGUCGAACAAAGGGCUGGCAAGUGACCUGGCGGUCCCCGCCCCCCCCCGGGCCCCGGCGCUGCAGUCCACCGCGGGUCUCCUGUGGGCUCCGCCGCGCGUAGCACAGGCUUUUAAAAACACGGAAGUUUUCGUUUUUGGCAACGGUGGACCUGCUGUCCAGCUGCAGGGGUUUGGGCUGACCGUCCCGUCUCCUCGUGAUUUCACGCCCUGGCCAGCUUUUACAAGUGCAUGCAUCUGCAGUCGGUGGUCUGUACACUCGAACCCCCACAUGCGUGCGUCACACAUGCAAUAAAGAACACGCCUCACUGGUCCGCCGCACACCUCGGCAGUUCAGUACCCAAGGUCGUCUGCCACGUGUCUACCCUGCCGUGAGUAUUCGGAGAACUUGUUUUCAAGUUUAUGCCUUCUGAUUUGUGGUUUUCAAAAGAGGAACUUUUUGGAAAUUAAGGACUAUUGUUUGAUAAUUAUAUGUAAUUAAGCUUUAGCCAAGCAUUAAAUUAAUUUUCAGUUUG
Phyllostomus hastatus (greater spear-nosed bat) is the source of this 3837-nucleotide messenger RNA. It is a transcript of the gene PAXBP1, whose product is annotated as PAX3 and PAX7 binding protein 1. The transcript is spliced from 18 exons. NCBI's taxonomy places the organism in Eukaryota, Metazoa, Chordata, Mammalia, Chiroptera, Phyllostomidae. The record is from RefSeq and is a predicted model, not a curated record. Gene Ontology annotation, molecular function: DNA binding. Bases 131 to 2896 code for a protein of 921 amino acids. Gene Ontology annotation, cellular component: nucleus. Gene Ontology annotation, biological process: positive regulation of transcription by RNA polymerase II; mRNA splicing, via spliceosome.